Molecule: messenger RNA, 2410 nt
Organism: Malus domestica (apple)
Lineage: Eukaryota; Viridiplantae; Streptophyta; Magnoliopsida; Rosales; Rosaceae
Product: phenylacetaldehyde oxime monooxygenase CYP71AN24-like
Molecular function (GO): heme binding; oxidoreductase activity, acting on paired donors, with incorporation or reduction of molecular oxygen; iron ion binding
Source: RefSeq, a predicted model, not a curated record
GAAUUAUUAUUUAAAUAUUGAUUAACAUGCUUAUUUAUUACUAGUAAUACACUAUAUAAUUUACAAAUUUGAUCUUAGAAAUUAAUCACCUAGUGUUGCUCGUUAUAUAUAUACUUAAAAGGGGUUGAAAGUAACCUCUUUUCAAAGUCAGACUGACACUAAUGCUGAUGCAAUCUUAGUAGACAAUAGUCCAAGUACAAAAUUUGCAUGAAAUCUAGAUUCUGUGGACCCUAUAGUAAAUGCAUCAUGAUGAUGAUACUUUAUUACUUACAACCAUGUAUGAAACAUGACAAACAUAUGGAGGGAGGAUGCUUUCCAUGCACCUCUGCAUGCCUUGCUUGCUUUUUUGAGUGCUUUUCUCGGCAGUUUUUCAGGUUCCUUGCUUUUGUUUCCUCUUUCCACUUUCCAAAGAACUUGUGCACAUGUGAAUUCGUAUUUAUUUUUUUUACUGGAUUUCGGAUCCAUAUGAUCCAUGGAAAAGAAAUGGAAGAAGAUCAGAUGGGGGUGUAGACGUGGGAAAUCCAACUACUUCUAAGCAUUGAUUAUUAAUUUUGUCGUGGAAGUUCUAGAGAUUUGUGUCCUAUAUAAACCCAGCAAAACCCGGAAGUUUAAGUAUUCAGACAAACCCAGCAACAAGAGCUAGAACAGCAAUGGCUAUUCUAGCACUUGUGUUUGAGCAGCUGCAGAAGAAUGUCUUUCUUCUUCCUCUUAUCAUACUUUCUGCAUUCAUUAUGUUUUCUCUUACUAAAUCAUCGUCCAAUGGCGAUGAGAAACGAAAACUCAAGUUACCACCUUCCCCACCAAGGUUGCCAUUGAUUGGAAACCUUCACCAGUUAGGCACAUUCCCACAUCAAUCUCUCCAUGCUCUCUCGAAAAAGUAUGGCGAUUUAAUGCUGGUGCACCUUGGGAAAGUUCCGACUUUGAUCGUUUCAUCUGCAGAGAUGGCCAAGGAGGUGAUGAAGACGCAGGACAUUGCUUUCUGCAGCCGGCCAAAAGCCACUGCUCCGGGAAUAUUGUUCUAUGACGCUCAUGAUAUCGCGUUUGCUCCUUACGGAGAGUACUGGAGGCAAGUUCGGAAAAUAUGUGUUCUUGAGCUUCUGAGUCUUAAGAGGGUGUCACAGUUUCAGUACGCGAGGGUGGAAGAGGUUUCGGAGUUGGUCGAGAAGAUUCGCAAAGCGUCGAGCCUCAAUGGCGGAGGUCCUAUUGUUCUGAGUGAUCUGCUGGUGGCAACCUCCAACAACAUUAUCUGCAGGUGUAUUCUCGGACAGAAGUUUGAGGGCGAGGAGAACAAGUGGUUUGGAGAGGUGACAAAAGAUUUGAUGUGCCAACUCAUGAGUUUCAGUUUUACGGAUUACUUUGGUCCGAGGAUGAAUUGGCUCGACCGUGCCAGUGGCCACAUUAAACAUUUGACAUCGAUUUGGUCCGAGUUUGAUAGGUUUUUCGACAAGUUGAUUGCCGAACAUCAGGCGGCAGAGAAAGAAGGCAAGCCUCGCAAGAAGGACUUCGUGGAUAUUCUCCUCCAAGUUCAAAAGGAGGGCAAUGACUUCGAGCUCAAAAGUGACCACCUCAAAGCACUUCUGCAGGACAUGUUUGUUGGAGGAAGUGAUACUAGUUGGACUGCCAUGAUAUGGUUGAUGACAGAGCUUGCGAAGAAUCCACGCGUGAUGAAGAAAGUCCAGGAAGAGGUAAGAAGGGUGGUGGGGAACAAGGGAUAUGUAGAUGAGAAUGUUGACACCCCCCAAAUGACCUACAUGAUAUGUUGCAUCAAAGAAAAUAUGAGAGUUCAUCCUCCGGCGCCUCUUUUACUUCCUCGCGAAACAAGUACAGACGUGAAAUUGGGACCCUACAACAUCCCUGCGAAAACACAGGUGUUUGUGAGCGCAUACUCGGUACAAAGGGACCCCAAAGUCUGGGACAACCCCGAUGAGUUUUACCCCGAGAGGUUCGAGGAGAAGAACGUUGGUUUCGUGGGUCAGGAGUUUGAACUCAUCCCGUUCGGUGCUGGGAGAAGGGUGUGCCCUGGACUCGGCUUUGGGGUUGCUUCUGCUGAAUAUGUGCUUUCCAACCUUCUGUAUUGGUUUGAUUGGAAACUGCCUAGUGGUGGUAAGGAAUUGGCCGAGACCAUGGACACCGAUGAAGUUUACGGACUCACAGUCCACAAGAAAGCUUCUCUUAACCUUAUCCCGGUCCCAUACAACCCUUGAUCCCUCCAUCGAGAUCUGUCGUUCUUAUAUAUGUUUUUUAUUAGUUUUGUUGGUUGUUUCUGCUGCGCCUAAAUAUGCAUUAGCAAUUCUGCACUUGACAAUGUUGUAAUCCUCUACGGGACGUAAUGUGACCGUGUAGAAAUUGUAGCAGAAACAUAGUUUUUGAUAAUAAAACUUAUUACAGCUGUCGUAAUUCGCUUUGAAUA